Messenger RNA from Linum tenue, 786 nucleotides. The record is from the annotation of a GenBank genome assembly. Lineage: Eukaryota; Viridiplantae; Streptophyta; Magnoliopsida; Malpighiales; Linaceae.
AUAGUUUCGGUCUUGGGACUGUGGCUGGCCGUGUUGACACAAGUCGCGGUCCGGGAUCUGGCAACGACCACCCAGUGGAGGGUGAUGCUCGGUGUGGGCAUCAUCCCAUCCCUGAUUUUAGGGGUGGGGAUGACGUUCAUGCCCGAGUCCCCCUGCUGGAUGGUGCUGCGAGCGAGGGCGGCGGAUGCAAAACUCGUCCUGCAGCGGACACUGAAGGUUGCAGAUGACGUCGAGGACAUCCGCGUCCUGGCGAUUUGGCGGGAGCUGCGUCGGCCCCUGAUCCAUCUGGCCCUGAUGAAGCGAAUUUCCUCCAUCCUCCUUGUCCAGAGCCUCCACCAGUUGUCAGGGAUAUAUGUCCUGACAAGCAAGUCCCUGCUGACCUUUCCUCGCGACAGUCCGGUGUUCAGUCCGAUGGAUUACUUGAUGGAGCAGCUCCUACUUAUGUGCGGGAGGCUGCUCCCGAUCUUUGGGCCCUUGUUCGUGUCGGACACCAUCGGAUAUACCCUACUCGUGGCCUACAGUUUGGGGGCGGCGUCCUUCUCGAUAAUCUCCGUCAACAUGUCCUCAGCAUUCCUGAACUACAAGGUCGGCAACCUGAGAGCGGCUACCGUGGGGAAUAAGUGGAGAGUCACGGCCUUCUUUGCGUCAUUCUCCAUCGGCUUGGGCCCGAUGACGACGGUGCACACCUCCGAGGCGCUCCGAUGCUCGGACGUGGUCGAACGUGCCCCACUGGUGUGGUACAGCUUGGCUGGGGCAGUGUCCUCGAUGACGUUCAUCAACAUGUGA